Molecule: messenger RNA, 632 nt
Organism: Racocetra persica
Lineage: Eukaryota; Fungi; Glomeromycota; Glomeromycetes; Diversisporales; Gigasporaceae
Source: the annotation of a GenBank genome assembly
AUGAAUACGGAGAAGAAUAUGGUAAAGACGGAGAAGAUUAUGAAGAAUAUGGUAAAGACGGAGAAGAUUAUGAAGAAUAUGGUAAAGACGGAGAAGAUUAUGAAGAAUAUGGUAAAGACGGAGUAGAUUAUGAAGAAUAUGGUAAAGACGGAGUAGAUUAUGGUACAGACGGUAAUGUUACAAUUGGAGAAAAUUAUGGAGAACAGUAUGGAGAAGAAUAUGGAGAAGAAUAUGGUAAAGACGGAGAAAAUUAUGGUGAAAAUUAUGGUGAAAAUUAUGGUGAAGACGGAGAAAAUUAUGGUGAAAAUUAUGGUGAAGACGGAGAAAAUUAUGGUGAAAAUUAUGGUGAAGACGGCGAGGGCCAAGAGGAAAAUUUUUGUAAAGCAACUAAAGAAGGACAAUGCUUAAACCUAUGUGGUCUUCCAAUACCAAUAGGAGUAGAAACUCCAUUAUCUUCAUACAUUUGCUUCGUCAAAUGCUUGAAACUUGAACCGAUUCCGAAGCCUCCUCCUAAACUGCAAAGUCUUUGUGAAACUAAAGAAGGAAAAUGCCUACAAAAAUGUGGCCUUUCAUCAAUCGAUACUCCAUUAUCUAAUGACAGUUGUUUUGGAGAAUGCUAUUAUGUCGAAUAA